Malassezia pachydermatis is the source of this 858-nucleotide messenger RNA. Its product is annotated as p53-related protein kinase. Gene Ontology annotation, cellular component: cytosol; nucleus; EKC/KEOPS complex. The transcript is spliced from 2 exons. The coding region runs from base 1 to 858 and encodes 285 amino acids. NCBI's taxonomy places the organism in Eukaryota, Fungi, Basidiomycota, Malasseziomycetes, Malasseziales, Malasseziaceae. Gene Ontology annotation, molecular function: ATP binding; protein serine/threonine kinase activity. Gene Ontology annotation, biological process: protein phosphorylation. The record is from RefSeq and is a predicted model, not a curated record.
AUGGCUGGCCGUAUUGCAGCGCAGGAGCCUGGCGGCGAUGCGCCGAUCUUGCACUUACUGGACGACAAAAGUACCCAGUUAAUUAAGCAGGGCGCAGAGGCCAAAGUGUACCGUGCGGCCCUGUAUACCAACGAGCCUACUAUAUACCUUCCAGGCGGCCAGACCAAGGCACGGCCUGCGCACACAGAAUACGUGCUCAUUAAGCACCGCUUUUUCAAAAGAUAUCGUCAUCCUGCCUUAUCGACAAGCGUAACAGCGUCGCGGACUAUCUCGGAGGCGCGCUCGCUGGUCCGAUGCGCACGCAGCGGCGUACAUGUGCCACGCCUUGCAUUUGUGGAUGAGACACGCGGGAUCCUUGGAAUGGAAUGGAUCGAUGGGCCUAGUGUUCGCCAAUGGCUGGGAGGCAUCCCGGAGGUCGACGAGGCAGUGACAAACUCGACCGUAGAUCCGCUGCCGUCCGACGAAGAACAGUUGCGUGUCAUGACACAGAUUGGCGAGCAGCUUGCAGAAAUGCACUGCGCGGACGUGAUUCACGGCGACUUGACGACAAGCAACCUGAUGCUACGUGCGCCCCAUCACGACGUGGUACUCAUCGACUUUGGCCUCGCAUCUGUGUCCAGUUUCUGGGAGGACAAAGCCGUGGAUCUCUACGUGUUAGAACGAGCGUUUGCAUCAACGCACCCUGCGUCGGAACACUUAUUCCACCAGGUACUGGACAGUUACGCGGCACGAACGACGCAGCUCACAAAAGGCAAAGUCUCCAAAGGGGAGCGGCAGCCAGAGGGUGCGUGGCCACAUAUCCAUGCACGGCUGCGCGAGGUGCGGUUGCGUGGACGCAAACGUAGCAUGGUAGGGUAG